CUCCUUUGGCCUUUUCACUCCUACCGGCACUGGGCGGAGGGGGAACCUGUACCUCCAGGAGUCGUAACCUGGAGUCCCGGCGCUCAGCCCCUCCGCCCCCUCCCCGGGCUGGCCAGCCCCAGGGAUGGCCCGAGUCCCCGCUAUUCUGGAACCAGUCUCCUGGGGCCGAGGCGGCCCCUCCCGCUCCCAUGAUGGUGCAGGCAGGGCCCUUGGGGUCUGGCGGGAGUGAGUUGAAGGCCUCAGUUUGCCUAUUCCUCGCAGAAGCGCUUCUCCUUUCCUGGGCAGGGCUCCCGCCCCAUGCCACCUUGCCGGGUCGGCCCCACCGGCUGGGGAAGCUGUUGAUACGCACGCGCCUCCCCUUUUCAAAGAUGGGGAUAUGGAGGUCUGAUCUGACCCGGGUGGGGGCUGCCUCGGGGCUCCCCCCCCACCUCUUCGUGAGUCACCGCCCUGUGUAGUCCCCUGCUCAAGCUCCCUGGAAAGCGGGAGGAGGAACAGAGGAGCUGGAGCUGAGCAGGCCCUGCCCCCCCAGGCCCCUCCUCCUAGCCUCAGAAUGCAGCCCACGGCCACCAUGGCCACGGCCGCCACCACCUCCGCCACAGUCGCCCUGACCACGACGUGGGACAACGCCACGGGCCGCCCCACCGGGGAGCCCGACCCCGUCCUGGACAACUACGUGCUGCUGGUGGUGGUGAUGGCGCUCUUCGUUGGGGGCACCCUCGUGGUGCUGUCGGGCGCGCUGCUGCUCUGCAGGCGCUGCUGGGAAGUCCACAGGCGCGUCCACAGAGCCACAGAGGAAGCAGAGAAGACCACCACCAGCUACCUGGACAACGGCGCCCGCCCUGCCCAAGACCCCGAGUUCAGGGGGGAGGAGCCCGAGGGCCAGGACGCCGAGACCGAGCGCUUCCUGUCCACCAGCUCCACCGGCCGCCGGGUGUCCUUCAACGAGGCCGCCCUGUUUGAGCAGAGCCGGAAGGCGCAGGACAAGGGCCGCCGGUACACCCUGACCGAGGGGGACUUCCACCACCUGAAGAACGCUCGCCUCACCCACCUGCACCUGCCGCCCCUCAAGAUCGUCACCAUCCACGAGUGUGACUCAGGCGAGGCCAGUGCCACCGCCACACCCCACCCCACGGCCGCCCCCAAGGCCAGCCUCGCCAUAUUCCAGCCCCCGGGGAAGGCCCUCACCGGCCGCUCUGUGGGCCCCAGCUCCGCCCUGCCAGGUGACCCCUACAACUCGGCUGUGGGCCCUGCCGACUUCGAGAUCAGCCCCUCGGCUUCCAGUGACUCUGGGGAAGGCACCUCGUUGGACGCGGGGGCCAGGAGUGCCAAGCCUGGUGGGCCGGGGGCCGCAGCAGGGCCUGGGGAGGCGGGCCCAGUCUCUGGGGCAGGCCCCGUCCUGCAGUUCUUCACCCGCCUGAGGCGCCACGCCAGCCUGGACGGGGCCAGCCCCUACUUCAAGGUCAAGAAAUGGAAGCUGGAGCCCAGCCAGCGGGCGUCCAGUCUGGACACGAGAGGUGGUGGGCCUUUGAUCCUGCAGACCCCUGGUCAUGGGGCCCUGGAUACAGGGCUUCCAAACCUCAACCCAAGGACCGUGCAUGUGUGUCUUGGGGGGGAGGUGGCACCAACAGCUACAACCAUCCCUGCUCAUGGGAGCUCAGCGGGGCCAGGCCGCUGGGGUGCCUGCUGCCCUGUGGAGGUGGCGGGUCCCACUGCCAGGAAAGGAGGGGCGAAGGGACGAGCAGUGUUGGAGGCCAGGGAAGGCUCCCCCAAGCGACACCACUUCCAGCGGCAGCGGGCAGCCAGCGAGAGCAUGGAGCAGGAGGAGGGGGACGCCCCCCACGUGGACUUCAUCCAGUACAUCGCCAGCGCUGGCGACACUGUGGCCUUCCCGAGCCCCCGCCCCUUUCUGGCCAGCCCCACCAGCCCCGCCAGCCCGCCCCCCACUCUCGGCAGGCUAGAGGCAGCCGAGGAGGUGGGCGCCGCGGGAGGAGCGAGCCCCGAGUUCCCCCCGGAGUGCGGCGUCAGCGCGGGGCCUGAGCAGCAGCAAGACUCAGAUGGUGAGCGAGACGCGGGGCCAGAGCAGGCCCAGACCAUCUACCGCGACAUCUGGAGCCUGCGCGCCUCGCUCGAGCUGCACGCGGCCACCGCCUCAGACCACAGCAGCAGCGGCAACGACCGCGACUCGGUGCGCAGCGGCGACAGCUCGGGCUCCGGGGGCGCCGCACCCGCCUUCCCGCCGCCCUCGCCGCCGCCCACACCACGGACAGCGGACGGCGAGGCGGGCGGGCCGCGCAAGCUGCUGCAGAUGGACAGCGGCUACGCCAGCAUCGAGGGCCGCGGCGCGGGCGACGACGGGCCCCCCAGCGCGCCUGAGAAGCGCUCCUCCUUCACGAGCGCGGGACGCGAGGCCACCGUGGGCUGCAGCUUCGAGGGUCCCGCGCCCGAGGCACCCGCCCGGCCCGGCAGCCCGCGCGCCUGGCCUCGCCGCGCCCCUCGCCGCGACUACAGCAUCGACGAGAAGACAGACGCGCUGUUCCACGAGUUCCUGCGCCACGACCCGCACUUCGACGACGCCCCUCCCGCCGCAGCGCGCCACCGCGCGCGCGCGCACCCGCACCCCCACACGCGCAAGCAGUGGCAGCAGCGCGGCCGGCAGCACAGCGACCCAGGCGCGCGUGCCGCACCCUCCGCCCCACCCGCAGCCCAGCCCGGCGCCCCCCGCCCCGCGCGUGCGCCCCUGCGCCGCGGAGACAGCGUCGACUGCCCGCCCGACGGCCGCGCGGGCGACGACCCGGCCGCGCCUCCCAUCCCCGUCAUCGAGGAGGAACCCGGCGGCGGCUGCCCUGGCUCCGGCCUGUGCGCCGGGCCCCCGGGCGCGCUGCUGGACAAGCUGGCGACCAGCCUCGACGACAGGCUCUUCCCGCCGCGCCUGGCCCAGCCCAUCGCCGCGGCCGCUGUGCUGGCCGCGGCCGUGCCCACGUCCCCCGACCACAGCCCGGUCUAAGCCUGCGCCCCGCGCCCACCUCGUCAGCUUAUUCGGCACCGGCGGGGCCUCGGCGCCGGACGCACCUGGGGCACGACGCUCUGGCGCGCCUGCGCUGGGACCGCGGGCCUCGAGCACGCGCGCAGUGCCCCAGGCACCCUGCGCCAGCCCGAAGUGCGCACGCACACAGUCCCCUCCGGGCACUUCACCGGGUCGACAAAGAGUGUGGCGGAUUCUCAUCUUCGGGGUCCCGAGGACCACAUUCAACUUCCCUUGGCCCCAGACAGCGGCCUCGGGCUAGUGACCGGGGCCGCCGUGCGCGCCGCGCCUCCGGCACGACGCAACGGGAAGCGCAUGUGUAGGGCUUGCAUCCUGGAGGGGCAAUGAGAGCCGACUGCGCGAGACGCAUGCGCAGAGCGCCCCUCCCAACACCAAUCGAGCCUCGAGACGCGUCCGGUUAGCACGCGCCGGAGUUCGCGCUAAGGCGCACGCGCAGGGACCCAGGGACGCCGAGGCUCCGCGAAGAGAGGGCGCGCGGGCCCGGGCUGUGAGGUUAGCUCGAGGCCGUGGCCUCCAAGCCCCCGAAGCCGUUUACCUCACCGCGGCGAGUGCUCGCGGCAGUUCGCGCCCCCUCCGAGCAAUAACCGUACCCGCCGCCGCCGCCGCCGCCGCCACCGCCCCCAGCCCUGUACACGCCCCCCAGUCCCCUCCUUCCCGGUGUCUGCACCCUGAACCCGCUCUCCGCAUGUUGAGCGGGCCGCACUUCCCGUAACCGCACCGUCCAAAGAGCCGCCAGGACUCACCAGUGUUUGAGACACAAAACCCAAACGGUCAAGGUUUCAAGUUUCCCAAGCUUUAUUUAUUGCCAAAAGAUGGGGCAGCCCUCGCCAGCGGCCGAGUCGCCCUGCCCCGCCCCUCGAAGCUUCGUGCAGUCUGUGUACCAUCCAGUGAUGGAGUUUGUGUUCUGUUUUCUGAUUGAUUAUAAAUAUUUACUGCAUA
This is a messenger RNA of Eubalaena glacialis (North Atlantic right whale), 3982 nucleotides long. RefSeq names its product CACN subunit beta associated regulatory protein (gene CBARP). Gene Ontology annotation, molecular function: transmembrane transporter binding. Gene Ontology annotation, biological process: negative regulation of voltage-gated calcium channel activity; negative regulation of calcium ion-dependent exocytosis. The coding region runs from base 551 to 3004 and encodes 817 amino acids. NCBI's taxonomy places the organism in Eukaryota, Metazoa, Chordata, Mammalia, Artiodactyla, Balaenidae. The record is from RefSeq and is a predicted model, not a curated record. The transcript is spliced from 10 exons. Gene Ontology annotation, cellular component: plasma membrane; secretory granule.